This is a messenger RNA of Panicum virgatum (switchgrass), 741 nucleotides long. RefSeq lists its product as uncharacterized. The transcript is spliced from 3 exons. The coding region runs from base 1 to 741 and encodes 246 amino acids. NCBI's taxonomy places the organism in Eukaryota, Viridiplantae, Streptophyta, Magnoliopsida, Poales, Poaceae. The record is from RefSeq and is a predicted model, not a curated record.
AUGUGCAGCAAGUGGCGGAGGGCCCACCGCAACUUCGUCAGUUCGUCCGACGGUCCGAGUCGUCCCCACUGGCUGCGCACCGAGGCGCCGCGCGGCCGACGCCCUCGCCCAGAUCCCGGCUCCCUGCAGCGGCGCCCUCCGCCCCUACGGCCCCGGUCCCCGAGUCCCCGACGCGCCUGGGCACCUCGCUGCCUCCCCGGCUCCGUGCUGCAGGCUGGCGUCCGCGGCGGAGCGGUUCUACGGGGCGGCGGCGCGGUCGGUGCUGGCAGCGCUGGAGCGCAACCUCAUCUCGGACGCGGGACGCGGUCACCCGGCGCCUCACGCGGCUGCUGCUCGCGCGGUGGCAGCUGGAGCAGCUCCUUAGUCGACGCCCGAUUCCGCUCGGCGGCGGACCUCGCCACGGCCGCCGACGUCGAGGCCGAGAUCCGCGGGCGCUGCGCGGAGCUUGAAGCCUUAGUAUCCGACCUGUCCGUACGCAUAUACGAAGCUGCUGCUGCGCACUCGUCUUGCCGCGAGGCCGCUGGUUUGGCCCUUCGUGGCGUCCGCGACGGGCUUGGUGCCCUCAGAGCCUCCAUCUCCACAGCUCUCCAAGAGAUGCCCAUUGCGAUUGAGACGGACAAAGCUAAGGCCCAGCACUACGAGCUGCCAACCACAUUUUUCAAGCUCGUUCUCCGAAGGAAUCUCAAAUACAGGGAAGGCAGCCGCCGGCUCAAGCUCCAUGGAGCAACAACCAAGCUUUAG